AUCAUUUAUUAUAACCAUUCACUACUCCCCGUACCCCUCCUGACUCCCUUAAGUUAUCUCCAGGGAUGGCACUCCCUGUCUCCAAACUCCCUCCAUCCUUCAACCCCCUCUCCCACCAACCUUGUCCUCCUCCCCCAAGACAGCCCCUCAUCCUGUCUCUCUUCCCUUCCCGGCCCUCUCCAACUCCAAUCCUGAGAACACUAAGAACCAACAACCCGCCAUCAUUAUCAUCAAAGACUCGUUUGCCAUUAGCCACCAAGGAUGAUUCCUCGUGUUCCAACAUCACUGAGCUGGAAGCCGAGGAAGAAGAGGAGCUCUUUCGAAGCCCCCUCCGUCCUCCAGGCGACGGCCGGCUCGCGGACCGGUGGCGCGAGAUUCACGGCCGGGACGACUGGACCGGUCUGCUGGAUCCCAUGGACCCUCUCCUCCGCUCCGAGUUGAUCCGCUACGGCGAGUUCGCUCAGGCCUGCUACGACGCCUUCGACUACCAGCCCUUCUCCCGCUACUGCGGUAACUGCAGGUACAACCGUCGGCAGUUCUUCGCCAGCCUCGGCAUGGACGCCGCCGACUACGAAGUCACCCACUACCUCUACGCCACCUCCAAUAUAAAUUUACCGAAUUUCUUCACUACGACCCGGGGAUCCAAGACCUGGAGCCAAAAGGCCAACUGGAUCGGCUACAUCGCGGUGUCGGACGACGCCGCCACCGCCCGUCUCGGCCGACGAGACGUCGUCAUCGCGUGGCGGGGCACGGUGACGAGGCUCGAGUGGGUGGCCGACCUCAUGGACUUCCUCCGACCAGUGGCGUCGGAGGGGAUCCCCUGCCCUGACCCGGAAGUCAAAGUGGAAUCCGGCUUCAUUGACCUCUACACCGACAAGGAUCCAAGCUGUCGCUUCUGCAAGUACUCAGCUCGCCAACAAUUGCUAACGGAGGUGAGACGACUGGUAGAGCAACAUACGAAGAUGGGUGAGACGGUGAGCAUAACGGUGACGGGGCACAGCCUUGGGAGUGCUUUGGCGAUGCUGAGCGCGUACGAUAUAGCGGAGACGGGGCUCGACGUCGGCGUUGACGGCGAGAAGGUGGCGGUGACGGUGUUCUCGUUCUCCGGGCCGAGGGUGGGGAAUGGGAAGUUUAAGGAGAGGUUUGAGGGGUUGGGGUUGAAGGCGUUAAGGGUGGUCAACGUGCACGACACGGUGCCAAAGGUGCCGGGGAUUCUGGUCAACGAGCACGUGCCGGAGUUGUUGAGGAAGUUAGCGGAAGGGUUGCCAUGGAGUUAUAGCCACGUGGGGGUGGAGUUGGCUUUAGACCACAAGAGCUCGCCGUUCCUUAAAGACACCGGUGAUCGUUCUUGCUUUCAUAACCUUGAGGCCCUCUUGCACCUCAUCGACGGGUACCACGGGAGUGGCCAGAAGUUUUACCUGGCGAGCAAGAGGGAUCCAGCGUUGGUGAACAAGGCGUGCGACUUCCUCAAAGACCACCUCAUGGUUCCACCAUUCUGGAGGCAGGAGGAGAACAAAGGCAUGGUCAGGGCUCAUGACGGCCGGUGGGUGCAGCGCGAGAGGCAGAAGAUAGAGGACCAUGCCCUGGACAUACACCAUCACCUCCAACGACUGGGUCUGGACAAAGAUCAUUAAUAUACGCCAUUCAGAAUGCUUCAAGGAGCUGCUGGGUUGGCCAAAAAUAUAAUUGUCUACGUUCAGGUGGCAUGACUACUACUCGCAUGCAAGACAGCCAGAGGACGACUUGGUGCUAUAUAAUGCGUUCGUGAGUCUUGUGUGAUUAGGGUUGGAAUUGAGCCCGAAGCCUUGGGUUGGGCCGACUUCGGAUCAGGCUAGAGGAGUUUGAGCUUAAAUAUAGAGUCCAUAUAUUUUUCGAACUGAGCUUGGGUAUUAGCAUUGGUCAAGCGGAGCUCGAGCACAAAUGAGAUCCAAAAUGGAGCGCGAACUCAAUUCUAGAUCCAGCCCGAACCUAAACUUAAGUACUUGCUUAUAAACUACUUAGAAAACAAGAAUGUCAUUUUCGAUUGUAUUAUCAAUUUGUUUUUUUGUUAAACAUAUUUCUAAUUAUCAGAUGGUUGCUAAUAUGAAGCUACAG
Molecule: messenger RNA, 2094 nt
Organism: Phoenix dactylifera (date palm)
Lineage: Eukaryota; Viridiplantae; Streptophyta; Magnoliopsida; Arecales; Arecaceae
Product: phospholipase A1-Igamma1, chloroplastic-like
Biological process (GO): lipid metabolic process
Molecular function (GO): glycerophospholipase activity
Source: RefSeq, a predicted model, not a curated record